UUAUUCCAAUGAACUUUUAUGUCAAGGAGAAUGUCAGAUUUGAACGCUCAAGGAGUGCAAUCGUCACAGACGAGGAGACAUCACAUCUGUAUAAUACAGCCUCCCGGCACACGACAGAAGGAGCAGCAAAAUGUCCAUUGGAGUGAUGCAAAAAAAAAACCCACACAUUACAAAGCUGCACAAAGCUGAGCUGUAAUGGAUUGAUGGCAUUUUGCUCUAUUAUUGUUAUGAGCGCCGUCAGAGACAUAAUUAAGAUCGUAUGUCAAGGCAACACGACGCACACAUCCGCUAUGAUCUGUGCGAGACUUUUUCAGUGAAGGGAUGGGCUGUCUCCGGCCCUGGGUGGAAAGAGAUGGAGAGAGAGAGCGAGAGAGAGAGAGAGAGAGAGAGAGAGAGAGAGAGAGAGAGAGUCCUUUCUGGGGCUGCGGAGAGGAGGGCAGAACAGCAGGGAGCCACAACGCCGAUCGACCGACCGACUUGACUUCAACUGCGCUCGGAUCCCAACCACGCCCCGCGAGGGCAGGACAGGGCAGCAUCCACACGGGGAGGUGUAGCCCGGCCGGCAGGUGUCCCAGCUUCCGCAAUGAAAGCACCAAAGAGCCGCUGAAGGGAGCCAUGAAGUUCGGGAAGAGCAUCUGCGUGCUGAACGUCGGGGGCACCCGCUACGCCUUCACCCGCGACGUGAUCCGGGAUUUCCCCCUGAGGCGCGUCAGCCGCCUCCACGCGUGCGCCACCGAGAAGGAGGUGCUGGAGCUGUGCGACGACUACGACCGCGAGCGCAACGAGUUUUUCUUCGACCGCCACGCGCAGGCUUUCGUCUUCAUCAUGCUCUACGUGCGCUCCGGGAAAUUGCGCUUCGUCCCCGGCGUGUGCGAGCUGUCCUUCUAUACCGAAAUGCUCUACUGGGGGCUGGAGAGCGCGCAUUUGGACUCCUGCUGCCAGAAGCGCCUGGACGAGCGGCUGUCCGAGGUCGGGCUGUCCGACGGUGGGCUCUCCCAGGAGGGGGACGCAGUGGAGGGGGCGACCCAGAGCCCGGUGGGAGAACCGGCGGCGGUGAUGGAGCUCACCCGGCGCGCCAAGUGGCUGGAGAGGGCGCGCAGGGCGUUCGAGGAGCCCAACUCGUCGCUCGGGGCGCAGCUGCUGGCCACCGUGUCCGUCGUCUUUGUCAUCGUGUCCAUGGUGAUGCUGUGCGCCAGUACACUGCCUGAUUGGGACACGGCCAAGAGGAACACCGUGGAGGAGCACAGGAUCGUGGAGGCCGUCUGCAUCGGCUGGUUCACGGCCGAGUGCAUCCUGCGCUUCCUUGUGGCGCGGGACAAGUGGGACUUCCUCCGCCGGCCGCUCAACAUCAUCGACGUGGUGGCCAUUACGCCUUAUUAUGUCACCAUGGCGAUGGCCCGGGCGGGGAUGCCCGGCGCCGGGCUCGGGGUGGCGGGCGUGUUCCUGCGUGUGCUGCGCAUGAUGCGAGUGUUCUGGCUCAUGAAGCUGGCCCGCCACUUCCUGGGGCUGCAGACGCUGGGGCUGACGCUGCGCCGCUGCUACCGGGAGAUGGUGAUGCUGAUGGUGUUUGUCUGCGUCGCCAUGGCGAUUUACAGUGCCCUGGCACAGCUACUGGAGCACGGCUUGGAUUUGGGCGCACGCAACCAGGACUACGCGAGCAUCCCCGCCGCCGCCUGGUGGGUCAUCAUCUCCAUGACGACAGUGGGGUACGGGGACGUUUACCCCAUCACCAUCGGGGGGCGGGUCCUCGGGGGGAUGUGCGUGGUGAGCGGCAUCGUCCUUCUGGCGCUGCCCAUCACGUUCAUCUACCACAGUUUUGUGCAGUGCUACCACGAACUCAGACUACGCUCGGCCAGGUAUGCUCGAAGCCUUUCGGUGGAAAUACUACAGUGAACAUUUUCCGGAUGCCUUGCACAAUAGAAAUCAACCGAAUGAAAGUUCACGGCAUGCCCAGUUCCUCACGGGUAGAUGCACGUUUGCAAAUUACGCGUCCUGUAAUUCAUCACUGUAAAGAACACAACUUGUAGUUUGGGGCCUCAAACUGUCAAUUUUGGCGUGACAAGCUGAGAUUCACCUCCUAAUAUUUAUCUUUGACUCAAAAGCUGUACUGAUCUCAAAUCCAAACCAUCCACGGGCAGCUGGUAUCCAUCGUGGUUUAUCAACCUAAAUUUCAAAUGCAGGCCGGCCGGGACCUGCCACCAUGCCUACGCGCUGAAAAACGUGCUUUACACAUAUAUUAUGGCAAUAGUCGCAGUAACCCCCCCCCUGCACGAUAAAUAUCAACCCAGUGCCUACAGUUUCUGAAGAAGGGAAAAUCAAGGUAAAGUCUUGUUUUCCAAAGGCCUCUUAAAGCGCGAGCGUGCCCCCUUGAAGCCUACAAAUCAUUAUUUAUUAAAGACCAGACAAAUCCGUUAGUCCCUGCGGAUGGUUGUUUACACUGCAUUGCCAUGGUUACGACAUGUACAGGCGUGUGUGUUUUUGUGUGUGUGUGUGUGUGUGUGUGUGUGUGUGUGCUGUGGCCUUCAGCCAUUCAGUUUGUCAGGGGCUCUGUAUAAGGCUGACCUAGAUGCAUUUAGCAUCUAUAGAGGCGAGGAAUAUGGAGACAAAAAUUGAAAAUUGCCAAAUGUAAAGAAUAAAAAGGGAUGCAGCAGAUGAAAAAUGUGAUGUGAAGCUCAUAACAAAAACAAUAUUGUGUGUGUGUUUGUGUGUGUGUGUGUGUGUUUGUGCGUAUGUGAGUGAGUGAGGGAGGUGGGUUUUUUUUGUACAGUAUUUUCAUCUCCGCGACACCCUCAUUUCAGGCACGCCACUCACUGAGGCCGUCGAUUAGUGUGUUUGCGAUCAAAUAGGGCACAUACACACAAGGUCGUUGCAACACAAGAGGGAGGGGGAAAUGACAUCACAUGCACGCCGACGAAGGUUAUGACGUUCCAUGAAUCACGCCGGCUGCUUAAUGAAGAGCCUCAUCUACUCCCAAACAAAACAAUCCAACACCUCACACCCACACCGCAGUCUCCCGCCACCCCGUUGCCAUCAAUCAAAGAUCAGGCUGGAGUUCAUCUCUUUGGAUUUAAGUGUCAAUUUUUCAUCUCUAACCACAUCGAUAUUCUUUUCGUCUCUCUGGUGUGCUUUUCAAGUAGCAUAAAUGUGACUAAAAAGUUUAAUCAGUGCUGGAUUAUGCUUUUGACUGGGCAGUUAAUAAUUUCGCGACAAACACUUUUUUCAUUUGUGAUGUAUUGAGUGGUUUUGGAAAAAUAAAAGCAAUUGUUGAUCAUUU
Messenger RNA from Hippocampus zosterae (dwarf seahorse), 3274 nucleotides. It is a transcript of the gene kcng3, whose product is annotated as potassium voltage-gated channel, subfamily G, member 3. Gene Ontology annotation, molecular function: delayed rectifier potassium channel activity; protein binding. Gene Ontology annotation, biological process: potassium ion transmembrane transport; protein homooligomerization. Gene Ontology annotation, cellular component: voltage-gated potassium channel complex; membrane. The transcript has 2 exons. The record is from RefSeq and is a predicted model, not a curated record. The coding region runs from base 322 to 1893 and encodes 523 amino acids. NCBI's taxonomy places the organism in Eukaryota, Metazoa, Chordata, Actinopteri, Syngnathiformes, Syngnathidae.